Messenger RNA from Giardia duodenalis, 1296 nucleotides. RefSeq lists its product as uncharacterized. The transcript has a single exon. Lineage: Eukaryota; Fornicata; Diplomonadida; Hexamitidae. The record is from RefSeq and is a predicted model, not a curated record. Bases 1 to 1296 code for a protein of 431 amino acids.
AUGUCUUUGCGCACAGGAGAUCUAUAUAACAGCCGUGCCCAGCAGUCCCCGGCUCUUGCCGCGUCCAUGCGCCUGUCGUCUCUGCACGACAACGGCUACCGCUCAGCCAGCGCAUACUCGUCGACGUCACACAGGCAAACCUUGGGGCCCAUAAACGAUCUAGAACACCUGGAGCUUCGCCAGGACCUCGUCGACCGUGAGUCUAUCCUCGCGCUCCAGCAGCAAAGGGAGCGUCUCCACGAGGUAGAGGACCUGAUGCGCCAAAAGGAGAACGAAGUCGAGAUGGCGAAGAUGGAGGCGCUGAAGGGGACUGCGCGUGUUGAUGCCCUCGAAGGAGCACUUGCGCGCACAUCUGCAAGGAAGACCCUGCUAGAAAAGGAACUUGCGGAUAAGAGUUUUGCGAUAGAACAGGAGCGCCGCCUAGCAGAGUCACUGCGCAAGGAAAAGCAGGAUUUGACAUCGAGCAUCGGUGCAUAUCGGCAGAGGUGCGAUGACGCAGAGGCCCGUCUCCGGGACGCAGAUUAUCGCUUUGCAGACUUAAGCAAGCGCAACGCCGCUCUCGAGCGAAAGUGCACAGAUAUGGAGUCUCAGUUGCGCGGUAACGACGCCCUUCGCGCGCGGCUUGUCGAUGCGGAGCGUGAGAUUGCUGAUCUGAGACUGCGCCUUGGGCAACUUGAAAAGGAGAACCUUGCGCUCCGCAAGGACGUCGACUUCGCCCGCAACGAAGCUGCAUUUGAGCGCCAGAAGCGGGCGGAGCUCGCAGACAAGCUUGCCGCCGCCGACCAGCUUGCCGCACAGAGGGCCACUGAUGCCUACAGACUUGAACAGGAGGUCAGGGCACGCGAUGCCCUAUUACACGUGAAAGACUCUGAGCUGGAGUCGUCCAAGAGACUCCAGGACGCUCUCGCACGUGAAAACUACGACUCUAAGCGACGAUGUGAAGAUGCAGAGAGGGAGUCUAGGGCAGCGAAGAGCGACCUUAUGCGCGAAAUAAACGAUCGGGCUGAGCGCGCACGCAGCCGCCUGCAGAUCCUGGAGCGUAGAGCACUCGAGGAGGACCUGGUUUCCAACAAUGUGGACCAUAUUUACGCCCUUACAUCUAACGCUAAUAACCGCUCUGUUAGCAAUAGCGCGCUCAACUAUUCGCAGUAUAACAGCGGGCUGGGCGCAUCCAACAGGCCACCCAUUCACUCUAUUGCUAGUCCGAUAGCUGUCAGCAGAGCCUCAGGAAACAUGUCUAAGGAGCAGAUCAGGAGUCUCAUAACGAACAUAGACCGAUCCCUAGUCGGAAACUAG